UACCCUUCACCUAGACGAUUACUCAAUUUACUCUCAAUUCGCGACGCUCAAAAUUCCAGUCGAGCCAAAAGAACCCAACCCUAAUUCCAGUCUUCGUCUUUGUUCUCACGCGGUCUCCGAUUCUCACCCCAUCUCUUCCGAUGGCCACCGAAUCAGAGAAAUCCAACCCCAAUAUCCCCGCUCAAGAAAGCCCUAAGAAAACUCUAGACCAUGAGGUCUCGCCCACCGACAAACCAGAUCGGCACGAAGAUCCGCCCAGUAGUACUCCUACUGAACUGUCUUCUGAAUCCACUGUUCCUUCUGGUACUGGAGGGUCUCGGAAGGACGGCGAGGAUUCGAAGAGCACGGCAGCAACGGUGGGCUCGCCAGCGGGGGAUGAUGUCCCGACUUCCACUGUUCAGAAGAAGAUUCGCCGAGCCGAGCGAUUUGGUAUAUCUGUGCAACUCACCGAGGAAGAGAAGCGUAAUUCCCGAGCAGAGAGGUUUGGUACUGGGUCCACAUUGCAUGGUUCAGAGGCAUUGAAGAAUUCAGAGGUGCUGAAGAGAAAGGCUAGAGCUGAGAGGUUUGGGCUUCAGGAUUCGUCUGUGGCUACUGAUGAGGAAGCAAAGAAGAAAGCUACUCCAGAUGAGGAAGCAAAGAAGAAAACUACUCCUGAUGAGGGAGCAAAGAAGAAAGCUACUACUGAUGAGGAAGCAAAGAAGAAAGCUCGGCUUGCUAGGUUUGCACCUCCAGUCUCUAAAACAGAUACCUUGGAAGAAGAAAAAAGGAAAGCAAGGAUGAUCAGGUUUUCAAACCCUCCAAAUUCUUUGUCACAAGUGAAUGGCAAAGGGGAUGUGGAGCCGAAGGCAGCUAUCGCAGGCAAGGCUGGAGGAGGGACUUGAGUUGAGACAUGCUUCUCAAUAGUUUGGUGUUUUUGCUUUUUUAAUUUCCUCUAUGGCUUAUAUACGCAUUCCUUCUAUCCGUCAUGUGGAUUCCCAGAUGCAGCACUUUCCGUUGUUAGACAGAUACUUUUCUAGCAUUGAACAAGAUUUUGGAAGCAUGAAGUUCUCCAUCCUGGAUGUGUUUUAGUAAUGGUUUACCUGGUGAGACCUAGAGUAAUUUAUGACUACCUACUUGGUGUUAAUUAUCUCAAAGUCUAUGAAGAAUAUCAGAAAUUCGAAAUUACCAAGUAGGUGAUAUUUAACAUCUUAGAUUUUUCAUUUUCAAACUUUACCCACUAUUUAAAUCUCUCUUUUUUAGAGAUGUGUCUAGCAUCUGAUAUAUGCUGACAGUCGCAUAAUCAUGAUCACGUGGUGUGGCAGAGUACUAAGUUGGUUUUGUGAGUUUAUCAUCAUCUGAUCCAAGAUGGGUAGUGUCAAAAUUUGCUGUGUUCUUUUGCUGUUAGUUGUGAAUGUUUUUAUUGUAGAACUAAAUAAAUUAGGUUUUGGGCCCUUUAAGAAAAGGAAUCACUCGGAUUGUGCUCUAUUCUGGUUGACUUGAACUUAGAUUUUGGAUAAUUUUCAACUUUGCAUUUUUAGAGAUUAGGUGUCAACUUUUGAUGGUAGGACCGGUAGUGCAAGCAUAAUUGCUUGUGCUCUGCUGAGAUCAGGACUUUGUGAAGGGCCGCUGCCAAGGAAUUUUUUAGGCAUGUUUAAUAUGUUUUGUGAGCCAUAUUUGAGGGUAGGGGAACAAGGAAAGAUAAAUUGUAUUAGCUUUGAACUAUUCUGCAUUUGUUCUUCUCUCCAAGUGGGGUUUCGUCUCAUGUCUUAUUUGAUGAUAGUGCAACACAACAUAUUUUUAUACUACAAAUCAUGGAUCAGAUCUUACAAACUCAUGCCUGCUAUGUCUUUACUAUUUAUUCUGGUGCAAAUCUCUUUCGGAUCAGCCGAGAUCUGAAGGCAUAUGCUACUUAGUACUGUUGUCCAACACUUGAUCAUGAGAACCAUUUCCAGAAUGCAUGAGUAAAUUGAAAGGUAAAUUUGUUAGAUGGGAUGGAAAACCUUAUUAUAAUGUAGUGUUCUUUCAGAAUUUCUGAUGUUCUUGGUUUGUAAUUUGAGAUAAUUGCACUAUUGGGAGGUUAUUGUUAAUUUUCUUAGGUCUCACUGGGAGAACUUCACAAUCUGCAAGGUAGGAUUUUUGGAAUGGAGAUUACUCUGAUAACUAGGUUUGUCAUUAGCUUGUAAUUUUGUAGAUUCUCAAUGUGAAUCUUUCAAUCGAUGAAACACUGGAAAAUACCCUGCUUCUGUGGAAAUUCUUUUCGAGUUAUAGUUGGAUUAGAUGGAAUGUAAAGACCUUUUUUUACUUGCUGGAGGAUUUUAGCAUAUU
Messenger RNA from Alnus glutinosa, 2304 nucleotides. RefSeq names its product protein MODIFIER OF SNC1 11. The record is from RefSeq and is a predicted model, not a curated record. Gene Ontology annotation, cellular component: nucleus. Gene Ontology annotation, biological process: poly(A)+ mRNA export from nucleus. The coding region runs from base 141 to 881 and encodes 246 amino acids. The transcript is spliced from 6 exons. Lineage: Eukaryota; Viridiplantae; Streptophyta; Magnoliopsida; Fagales; Betulaceae.